UUGUAUUUAUAAAGUUCUGCAUCUUUAUAAAAAAUGGGGCUCCAAUGUUCUUUUUGUGAUACAAAAUGAUGCUGGCUUUCAUAGUGGUAGCUAAAAAAAUCAUUUGCUAUACAUUGUUAAUAUUGGAUAACCAGGAGUUUUGUCUUUUGACAGCAAAAUGCCGAUGUGACGUUGAUCCCUACAAACGAUCCAACUGUGGACCUCCUGGGAUCACUCCCCAGAAAUGCAAAAAUUCAGGAUGUUGCUUCAAUUCAACAGUGCCAGGAGUCCCUUGGUGCUUCAAACCAGCCCCUCCAAAAUCAAAAUGCCAAUGUGACGUUGAUCCCUACAAACGAUCCAACUGUGGACCUCCUGGGAUCACUCCCCAGAAAUGUGAAAAUUCAGGAUGUUGCUUCAAUUCAACAGUGCCAGGAGUCCCUUGGUGCUUCAAACCAGCCCCUCCAAAAUAUAGAAAGAUGUGUCCUACAGAUGUGGCAUUCCGGAAGAACUGUGGCUACCCAGGAAUCUCUGCCAUUGAAUGUGCAAUGAGAAAGUGCUGUUUUAAGAGCAAACCACCUGGUGUCCCAUGGUGCUUUUUUCCUAUCAAUGUGGAAGAGGAGUGUUAAAAUGUUGCUUCAGUAAGGAACUUUCACAAAGAGCACGCUUUUGACACAACUAUUCAAGCACAACGUUAUCCCAUGUGGUGUAGUAAUUUUGGCUUCCAUGAUACAUUAAUGCAUCUUUAUAGUAGACAGUUAAUUACAGAUUUUGUUACUUCUUUACAUCUCCUAAAGACAGCCGUGAUGAUAAAAAAGCAAUAUAUUUAAGUUUAGGAAUGUAUUAUAAAUUUGCCUCUUGUACUGAUAUCCAGAUAGUAGUCUACACAUGAGAUAUUAGCUUUUUAUAACUGAAAAUUUCAUUUGUGAGGUGCUCCUGUGAUUAGAAAUAUACCAUCUGAAUAAUAUGCUAUUAAAUCAUGCAAAACAAAUUAAAUAUAACUGUUUGUGCUAAUAGAACAUCUAGUUUGCUUUAUAAGCUUUAGUAUAAAUUGUUGUCAAUGAUAAAAAGCUUCUGACAUCUUUUUUUAUUUAUGUUCAUCAAGCAUGUAUUAGAUAACAGAUAUAAGUAUAAACAUAAUUAUGAAUACAUGAAAUGGAUAUGAAUAAAA
Ahaetulla prasina is the source of this 1147-nucleotide messenger RNA. Its product is annotated as trefoil factor 2-like. Lineage: Eukaryota; Metazoa; Chordata; Lepidosauria; Squamata; Colubridae. The coding region runs from base 66 to 605 and encodes 179 amino acids. The record is from RefSeq and is a predicted model, not a curated record. Gene Ontology annotation, biological process: maintenance of gastrointestinal epithelium. The transcript is spliced from 4 exons.